Messenger RNA from Pyrgilauda ruficollis (rufous-necked snowfinch), 1292 nucleotides. RefSeq names its product programmed cell death 6 (gene PDCD6). The record is from RefSeq and is a predicted model, not a curated record. The transcript is spliced from 7 exons. Lineage: Eukaryota; Metazoa; Chordata; Aves; Passeriformes; Passeridae. Bases 289 to 654 code for a protein of 121 amino acids. Gene Ontology annotation, molecular function: calcium ion binding.
GGGCUACCAACAGCGGCCCAACGGCGGCGGCGGCGGCGCGCCCCUGCCCGACCCCUCCUUCCUGUGGAACGUCUUCCAGAGAGUUGAUAAAGACAGGAGUGGAAUAAUAUCUGAUAAUGAACUUCAGCAGGCAUUAUCCAAUGUGUAGAGUAGCAGUUUCAGUGUUUUGCAGUUAUGAAGAAUGCCUACCAAGUGUUAGACAAAAUAUUUACAGAACUGUAAGCUUCCUGCAUUCCAAGAGGCACGUGGACUCCAUUUAAUCCAGCAACAGUCAGGUCAAUUCUUGGCAUGUUUGACAGAGAAAACAAAGGGGGUGUGAACUUCAAUGAAUUCACAGGAGUCUGGAAAUACAUCACAGACUGGCAGAAUGUCUUUCGAACGUAUGACAGAGACAAUUCUGGAAUGAUUGACAAAAAUGAACUAAAGCAAGCACUAACAGGUUUUGGUUACCGACUGUCUGAUCAAUUCUAUGAUAUCCUUAUUCGGAAAUUUGACAGACAAGGAAAAGGACAAGUUGCUUUUGAUGAUUUUAUUCAGUGCUGUGUUGUUCUACAGAGGCUGACUGACGUGUUUCGACGAUACGACACUGACCAGGAUGGCUGGAUUCAGGUGUCCUAUGAGCAGUAUCUUUCCAUGGUCUUCAGCAUCGUAUGACACCAAUAACCAGGAAUCGCACACUGGCAUUACACAGACUGGAGUUGCCAAAUCAUCCUCUACUGAAUAAGAUUAUGUAUUAUAAUGGAUGUAACAUCACAUUCUUAAAUUUUGUAUGUUGGUAAUCAUUGUCAGAAUCUGUACUUGAGUUGGUUUUAUUUUGUAUUAUUGUAUGAUAUGACCAUCUCUGCUUACUGUAGUACAGAAAGCACAGAAUCUAGAUUUAACCAGUACAAUGUUGAACUCUUACACAUAUCCUUACCUCUUACGCAUAUCCUGCAUGGGAAAAAUGACUCUUUAGAAAUGCCAAAUUAAAAUUAUGCUUGUUAGCUUAUAUCAGUUGAAAGCCAGAAGUUGCACAACAUGUUUUGCAUGUGCCUUACUUUUAUAAGAGUUUAAUGUAUUAAUUUUUAAAUACAGAAUUUAAAAUUAAAUAAAAAUACCAGGUCAACUUUUAGUCUGUUUCACUUUUAUACAGCUUUAAGGGGGCGGUGAUUUUAUUUCUGUAUUCUCAUUUUCUAUGAUUCAGGGAUCUCUCCACUUGGAUGGCCUUUUUUAUUUUAUUUUCUAGCUGUCUCCUUCUUUCAGGGUAUCCUUAGGAUGGAUUCAAAUACAACUUCUUCUCACCUGUGAAGAAA